This is a messenger RNA of Xyrauchen texanus (razorback sucker), 2933 nucleotides long. RefSeq names its product RNA binding motif protein 28 (gene rbm28). The transcript is spliced from 19 exons. The coding region runs from base 200 to 2392 and encodes 730 amino acids. The record is from RefSeq and is a predicted model, not a curated record. Gene Ontology annotation, molecular function: RNA binding. NCBI's taxonomy places the organism in Eukaryota, Metazoa, Chordata, Actinopteri, Cypriniformes, Catostomidae.
UAGUCAAACCUAAAGGAAGAAUCCUUGACAACUUCCUGCGCAGCAGAAACACGUGAGAAAACGUGUGUUACCUUAGCAGCUCUAUUUAUAUUAUACAGACAACAGGAUUGUCAAUGUUAUCGCGACUAAUGUGAAGGAUAUCACAGUAUCUGUCCACCUGAAAUUAUCAGUGUUGUUUUUAAGCUGCAGACUGGUGAAAAUGCCUGCAGUCACUUUAUUUGUCAGAAAAUUACCCGCUACAGCCACCAGUGAGCACCUGGGAGAAGUAUUCUCAGAAGUAGGCCCCCUUAAGAACUGCUUUGUUGUCAAAGAUAAAGAAUCAGGAAAAUGUCGUGGCUUUGGAUAUGUGACAUUCGCCAUGGGAGAAGAUGCUCAACGGGCCUUGAAAGAAGUCCGACAGUACGACGGACUGAAGAUAUUUGUAGAUGUGGCCAAGAGAAAACCUGACGAGAAGAAGAUGGCGAAAGCGAAACGGAAGGAAGCUGCAGAAGGUACAAAGAGCCCUAAAGUACCCAAAGAACCAGCAGAAACCAAAAGCCCACUCAAGUCUGUAGGCAUGAGAAAGACAAAACUGAGAGCUCGUUUGAUCAUCAGAAAUCUCAGUUUUAAGUGUACGGAGGAUGAUUUGAAGCAGAUCUUCUCUGAAUUUGGAGCAGUGCUUGAAACCAAGAUUCCUCUAAAACCAGAUGGCAAGAUGCGAGGUUUUGCAUUUGUGCAGUUUAAGAACAUGCUUCAAGCAGCAAAAGCUCUUAUGGCGACGAACAUGAAGGAGAUUAAAGGCAGACCGGUGGCUGUGGAUUGGGCCAUUUCAAAGGACAAGUAUACCGCCGCCCAACAGGCUUCAGCAUCUGGAGUCAAGAAAGAAGUGGAAUCUGAAGUUGCAGUGGUUGAUGGGAAGAAACACGCUAAGAACACGUUCGUGCCAAAGCAAGAGGAGUACGACUCGGAGUCAGAGGAAGAGGGUGAUGAAGACGAGUCUGCCAGCAAUGAAGAGGAUGAUGCAAACAAUGACUCUGAAUCUCAGCAGACAGACAGUGAUGCCAGUGAAGACGAGGAUGAAGACGAUGACGACAGUGAGGGAGAAAGUGACGCAUCUCCAAAGAAGAAGAACCCUCUUCCUUCAGAUGUGAACGAGGGCAGAACCGUCUUCAUCAGAAAUGUGUCUUUUGACUCUGAUUCGGAGGGUUUGGAGAAAGCUCUGCUGAACUUUGGAGAGAUAAAAUACGUGCAAGUGGUGAUGAAUGCCGACACGGGACACUCGAAAGGUUGCGCUUUUGCUCAGUUCAAAAUGAAAGAGGCUGCAGACAAAUGCAUCGCUGCAUCUCAGGAUGAAAAAGAAUCUGGUGGCAUCAGAGUUGAUGGCAGAAGGUUGAACAUUUCGGCUGCCGUGAGCCGAGAAGAUGCUGUCAGAUUCAAGGACAAGAAAGUGAAGAUUCACACGGGCUCCAGGAACCUUUACCUCGCCAGAGAGGGCCUGGUCCGUCCUCAAUCUAAAGCUGCAGAAGGUGUUUCAGAGAGUGACAUGGCCAAGAGGACAAGAUUUGAAGAAAUGAAAAGGGAAAAGUUAAAGGACAUGAACGUGUACGUCUCCCAAACGCGGUUGUGUGUUCAUAACCUGCCAAAGAGCGUCACUCAACCUAAACUACGCAAGAUCUGUAUCUCUGCCGCUGGGGAUAAAACGGCCCGCAUCACUGAGUGUCGUGUGAUGUAUGACAAGAAGCCCGUUAAAGGGCAGGUGAUGGGUCACUCUCUAGGAUACGGCUUUGUGGAGUUUAAGGAGCAUGAACAUGCCCUCAAGGUCCUACGGCACCUCAACAACAACCCAGACAUCUGCGGACCCCAAAAGAGACCCAUCGUGGAGUUUUCUUUGGAGGAUGGAAGAAAGUUGAAACUUAAAGCCAUGCGUCUGCAAAACAGCAAGAAGCAGCUGAAAAAAGGUCAGCCACCACAAAGUGUUGUACAAAGCCAAGGUCCCGUUCGGAAAGGAAAUACUGUUAACGUUGCCAAACAGGAGAAGGCACAUGGAAGCCAGUACACCGGCUUCAUGACCAAACCAGAGGUGGAACACGUGGAACUGCAGGACGGCAAAAAACGUCAGAAAGUUCUGCACAUGCCUUCCCAUAGAGGCCCAAAGAUCAGGAAACGUGACAAGGGGAAACAACCUGUACAACCCAAAAAACUGAAGAAGGGACCCACCAGGAGAGAUAGAAACAUGUCCACUAUUCUUGAGAAACCCAGUCAGAACAAGAAACAGAAUGCCAAACCUGCAAAGAGAAAUUUCCGAAACCGAGAGGACGACCGCUUUGACAGUUUGGUGGCGCAGUAUAAAAAGAAACUUAUGGGCAACUCCAACAAUAAGACUGCAGUUAAGAAGAACAAAUGGUUCAGCUGAAUGUGUUGAAGCUCUGUAGAGGACUGAAUUAAAUCUCUUGCUCAGUUGAGUUUUUAAAACUGCUCAAAUGUGUCAUUCAUGUCAGUUUUAACAUUUAAACGAGAUGGAUAAAUCUGGUUGAUCUGGUGAAUUCAUUGUUACAUUCUAUCAAGUGCACAAUUGUGUCAAAUGGAACACGGAAUCUUUUAGACGUUACAAAGUUGCAGCUUUGUAUCCAGAAUAGUUUGUAGGCUGGUGUCAAUAUUGACUUGCUGUCAUUAUUUAACCAAACAGCUGCACUCGCUCUGAGCACACAUCUCGGGAAAGUCCUUCUAAAUGAACUUUGUUCUUGGUUUAUUGUUGUAUUAAAGCAUGUAUUAGUGUUUGUCUGAUACAGAUGUUUAUGAUAUAAUGCAUACAUACACAAUAAUACAAUUUAAAUACGGCAAAGAUGUACACAACAUCGCUGAACUCUUGUUUACUCAAUUUACUAAAUAAAUAAAUUUGUAAAUUAACAGUUUCAUUUAUUAUCCUUUGACAAAGCCAUCUGGAGAUUUUGGAA